UGCUCAAUAUACCCAGAAAAAAUAAUUGUUGAAUAUGGGUUCUAUAAUAAUUGAUUGUCACAGAUGACUAUGAAUGAAGGAAAUUAGCUUCUCUAAUAUCUGUUAUUAAGAAACUCAAAAAAAAUUCAAGAAGGGGGAAGGGUUGUGCUUGAGAGGUGAAUCUUUUCAGUAGCUUCUGUUGUUCUGUCCUAUUUUUUAGUUUGGCUUAUGUGAGAAGUGUGCUGUAUGCAGAAAAUGGAUGUGGUUCCAAAACCGGAAGCGAGGCUCCUUGUACAUCAAGAUGAAAGAAAGGUUGAGGAAUUUAAGGAAAGAGUUUGGGAAGAAUCAAAAAGGGUAUGGGCAAUUGCAUUUCCUGCAAUGGUCUGUCGUGUGACGACUUAUGGAGCUUAUGUGGUUUCACAAGCUUCAUUUGGGCAUAUUAGGGAAGUGGAUCUUGCUGCCUAUGCUCUUGUGCAAACUAUACUUGUACGGUUCGCCAAUGGUAUCUUGCUAGGCAUGGCAAGUGUAACGGAGACUCUCUGUGGGGAAGCUUAUGGGGCUAAACAAUAUGAGAUGAUGGGAGUGCACUUACAAAAAUCAUGGAUUGUAAAUACUGGUGUAGCAACUGCCAUGGUGCCGUUUUACGUUUUCGCUACACCUUUCCUCCGACUUCUUGGACAAGAAGAGGAAAUUGCUGUAGCUGCUGGAAAAAUCUCUCUGUGGUUCAUUCCCAUAAUGUAUCUCAAUGUUUAUGGCAUGACAAUGCAGAUGUAUUUGCAAGCACAACAUAAGAAUAUGGUGGUUACAUGGCUGUUUGCCAUACUGUUUUUUGUCCAUGCCUUGCUGUCAUGGAUUUUUGUGUACAUAAUGGAUUGGGGGCUUCCAGGGGUAAUGACUGCACUCAUCAUUGCAUUUGGGGUGAAGGUGCUUGGUGAGGCUGUUUACAUAUUUGGAGGUUGGUGCCCACUUACAUGGAAUGGUUUUCAUAGAGAUGCAUUGACUGAUCUAAUUCCAGUCCUGAAGUCAUCAAUAUCUUCAGGCGUAAUGCUCUGCAUCCAGGUGUGGUACAAUGCUAUUCUAGUUCUAUUAGCAGGAUACAUGAAGUAUGCAACCGUUGCCAUCUCUGCCUUUUCCAUUUGCCUCAACGUGAGUACAUGGGAACUCAUGAUAAGCCUUGGCUUCCUAGGUGCAGUUUGUGUACGGGUUUCAAAUGAACUUGGAAGAGGAAAUGGCAAAGCGGCAAAAUUUUCAGUUGACGUGAUUUUAUACACGUCACUUAUAAUUGGCAUAUUCUUUUGGAUUUUGUGUUUGGCAUUUGGCCAUCAAAUUUCCUAUUUGUUUACGAGUAGUGAGGAAGUAGCAAAAGCUGUGUCUGAACUUUCUAUCCCUGCCUUUUCGAUCCUUCUUAAUAAUGUUGGACCGUACUAUUCUUUAGGGGUGGCAAUUGGGUGUGGAUCACAAGGACUGGUUGCAAUUGUGAAUGUGUGUUCAUAUUACGUUAUCGGGAUCCCGAUUGGAGUUCUACUGGCAUAUGCUGGAAACAUGGAGGUUAAAGGGAUAUGGAUCGGAAUGAUGUGUGGAAUGGUCACACAGACAAUAGCUCUUCUCUACCUUACAUGGAAAAUUGAUUGGAUAGAGGAGGUUAAAAAGGCAUCAAAGCGUCUCUAUCAUUUUUCCUGAAAUCAGAACAGUUUAACCCAGAACUCUAUACCAAUUCUUGAGAACAAGGACCAUCAUAUUGGUAGCAGUUCACACUGACUUCGUCGAAACUCGAAGGGCUGCAUUGCUGAACCUGUUUGGCUGUUUCUCGUAGGUCCACAAUUCGCCCUCUUUGGGGUUCUCUUGGCUCCUUUUUUCUUGGUGUCUUCUUUGCAUGGUUGCUCACAACCAAGUGCAGCAAGCUUAGUAUAGCAGUAUAGCAGUAUAGCAGUAUAGCAGUAGCUUGCACGAAAAAAAAGUUUUUGUAUCCUCGAUAUGUUUUUUUUUGGAUUGUAUUCCUCGUAACAUGCUGCGUUAGCAAUCUGGUUGUAACAUAAAAAAGCAGGGGUACAGCCUGCUCUGCAAAUUUUUUACUGCAAAUGUACCUGCCGCUGAAUAUUUGAUGUUAAACUCUCUGUGCAGAGAAAUGCACUAAGGUAGACGUGAUCUUUCGUGUGUAGCUGCUGCUGAAUAUUUGAUGCAUGAGUUGAUUCAUUAUUCUUAUCAUUAUGGUCAUAAGUCAUAACUCACAAGUGGUCGUUUGCAUUAAGAAAGGCUAAAAUCUGAUAUAGAGAAAAUGAUGUAUUUCACGCAAUAUAUUUCUGAAAUUAUAGAAUAUGUUUAUUCCGAAAAAUGACAGUUGGCAAACUUUGGAUUUCGCUCUCCCAUCUUCAUGUCUCUUCCAGACGUACUGGUCUCAGAAGCUAGGAACGAUAACUCUUGCAAAUGUUUUGUGCACUUGUGCUAAAGAGCAAAGGGAGGAAAUGAGUUUGAGUAGUUCAAUAGGAAUAUAAAGGUAGGAGGAAUUAUUCUCAUUAGAGUUUUUAGGGAUAUUAAACAAAUUUUUACAGAUUAGUUAUAGGUUGUUUUUCAUAAUAUUUAGAAGGUUUUUUUUUUUUACUUAACCACCUAUGAAAUCAUGUUCUUCAAAAUAACCACCUUAUAUGUUCAUUUUUUCAAAUAGCCACCUUAUAUGACCUAAAUCUUUUUAAUACUUACCAAUUGAUAGAUUCGUCAAGGAAAUCGUCCUAAAAAAGAAUUUAAGAACGAUUUCAUCACCUCCACCUUUAUUCACUAGAAAGUAUAUAAGGUUUAAACCCUUCUUUAAGAAAAAAUCUUUUAUGAAAUCUGUCAGUUGAUAUGUAUUUAAGGAGAUUUAGGUCAUAUAAGAUGGUUAUUAUAAAAAAUAAACUUAUAAGGUGGUUAUUUUAAAAAUUGUGAUCUUAAAAGGUGUUAAAAAGCAAAAAAAUCAUAUCUAGAAUUUGAAUUGUUCUCUUGAAGUCUUUUUAAGGUUUUGUUGUCUAUGUUGUAGCAUGUUGAGGUUGUUGUUCCUGGUCCAAAGGCUGAUGAGGUUCUCCUCAAACCUCUGCCUCAGUCGCGCGUCCUCGGUCCCCUCCUUCACCGGUAGUUCACAUCGUUUCCCAACGUCUUGGUUGCGUUGUUCGAGUGUCGUGGCUGGUUUGUUUGUGGCUCGUGGUCGUUGUGCUACAGUUUCGGUGCCAGAGGGCUCCGGUAUUUAAAAAAAAAAUCCUUUGUGCCAAUCUUUACAAUAUUUUUAUAUCUAACCGAAAGUCGAAACCCUAAGGAAAAAUGGCAUGAGUUUACGUUGGUAAUUUGGAUCCUCAAGUCACGGAAUGCGAGCUCGAGGAUGAAUUUCGAGUUUAUAGUGUUCUUUGGAAGUUUAAUUUACUCUUCCUUUGUUUUUUCGAUGAUUUUUGAAUUUUUUUUCCAGUUGCUCUUAUAUUCUCAUUUGAAUAGCUUUUAGAAAUGGUAUAGUUCAUAAUUCACCCAUUUUUGAAUAAUAUUCAGAUUUAUUAAAAUAUUAAUAUCUAAGUUUCAGCUUA
Messenger RNA from Beta vulgaris subsp. vulgaris (sugar beet), 3521 nucleotides. Its product is annotated as protein DETOXIFICATION 24. NCBI's taxonomy places the organism in Eukaryota, Viridiplantae, Streptophyta, Magnoliopsida, Caryophyllales, Amaranthaceae. Gene Ontology annotation, biological process: xenobiotic detoxification by transmembrane export across the plasma membrane. Gene Ontology annotation, molecular function: xenobiotic transmembrane transporter activity; antiporter activity. Gene Ontology annotation, cellular component: membrane. The record is from RefSeq and is a predicted model, not a curated record.